Oncorhynchus gorbuscha (pink salmon) is the source of this 6201-nucleotide messenger RNA. Its product is annotated as AP-2 complex subunit alpha-2-like. Gene Ontology annotation, molecular function: clathrin-cargo adaptor activity. The transcript has 23 exons. The record is from RefSeq and is a predicted model, not a curated record. Lineage: Eukaryota; Metazoa; Chordata; Actinopteri; Salmoniformes; Salmonidae. Gene Ontology annotation, cellular component: membrane coat; AP-2 adaptor complex. The coding region runs from base 766 to 3726 and encodes 986 amino acids. Gene Ontology annotation, biological process: intracellular protein transport; clathrin-dependent endocytosis.
CAAGAGAAAAAAGAAGCGCCAGAGUCUGCGCAAAACGAACACGUCUAGUGGUCGCGCUGCUUGUGCUGUCACGAGCCUUGUCCAAGGCUACCGAGUAUCGAAUUGACAUAAAUUAUUGACGACAUCGAAUUCUCUUCGUUUAGCCGUCAGACACACGUCAUUCUUGGUAUAGAUACAUCGUGGAAAUACGAUUGUGUGCUGACUGAUCACGGUCAACUGGUGAUGUUUUCCAACAUUUGAUAUAGCUAGCUAGCCAGCUAACGUAGCUGUUUAGCUAGCUUGCCGUGCGUGACUCACUGACAGUCAAAGAUCAGACCGAGUCGCUAUUUUUUGGCAUUCUGCUUUUACUCUGAUACCUGUAUAUAUAACUUUAAUACAUUUAGCGGGUAAAUAUAGUUAGUUACAACUGAGUGUACUUUAACGGUCAUUUGGUCGUGAACGAAGGGAAGGUUUGAAUGAAUUUGCUAGCCAGCGGAAACGUCGGCUAGUUAACACGGAUACAUUUGGAGUAACCAAUACUGCUAGCCUGCUGAGUUGAUCCACGGCACGGUCAUCCAAACUAGCUAAUCUAUAUAGCUAGCAAAUGUGCUAGCAAGCUAUUAUAAACGUGCUGUCUUUGGUAAAACGCCAAGGAAAGAAACUGUUGAGUUGGUUAGCUUGCUAACUAGCUAGGAAACAAGGUAACAUACACUGUACUGAUAGCUGACCGUCGACAAUUCAUUUUCUACGAGAAAGGCCGGAGUGAGGACAGAGAAACGAGUAAAAAUGCCGGCUGUGUCGAAGGGAGAUGGGAUGCGCGGAUUAGCGGUGUUCAUUUCGGACAUACGGAAUUGCAAGAGCAAGGAGGCGGAGAUCAAGCGGAUCAAUAAGGAGCUGGCCAACAUCCGCUCCAAGUUCAAGGGGGACAAGGCACUGGAUGGCUAUAGUAAGAAGAAGUAUGUCUGCAAGCUGCUCUUCAUCUUCCUGCUGGGACAUGACAUUGAUUUUGGACACAUGGAGGCUGUCAACCUGCUCAGCUCCAACAAGUACACAGAGAAACAGAUCGGCUACUUGUUCAUCUCGGUGCUGGUGAACAGCAACAGCGAGCUGAUCCGCCUCAUCAACAACGCCAUCAAGAACGACCUGUCUAGCCGCAACCCCACCUUCAUGUGCCUGGCCCUGCACUGCAUCGCCAACGUGGGCAGCCGUGAGAUGGCAGAGGCCUUUGCUGGAGAGAUCCCACGCAUUCUGGUGGCCGGGGACACCAUGGACAGUGUGAAGCAGUCUGCUGCCCUGUGUCUUCUGCGUCUGUACAAGGCCUCCCCAGACCUGGUUCUGAUGGGGGAGUGGACAUCCCGAGUGGUGCACCUCCUCAACGACCAGCACAUGGGUGUUGUCACGGCAGCCAUCUCCCUCAUCACCUGUCUCAGCUCGAAGAACCCUGAUGAGUUCAAAACCUGUGUGUCCCUGGCUGUUUCUCGUCUGAGCAGGAUUGUGUCUUCAGCCUCCACUGACCUGCAGGACUACACCUACUACUUUGUCCCGGCCCCGUGGCUGUCCUGUAAACUGCUGCGCCUGCUGCAGUGCUACCCCCCACCAGAGGAUGGCGCCGUGAAGGGCCGCUUGGUGGAGUGUCUGGAGACCAUCCUGAACAAGGCCCAGGAACCACCCAAGUCCAAAAAGGUUCAGCACUCCAACGCCAAGAACGCCAUCCUGUUCGAGGCCAUCUCACUCAUCAUCCACUACGACAGUGAGCCCAACCUGCUGGUGCGUGCCUGUAACCAGCUGGGUCAGUUCCUGCAGCACAGAGAGACCAACCUGCGCUACCUGGCUCUGGAGAGCAUGUGUACCCUGGCCAGCUCCGAGUUCUCCCAUGAGGCCGUCAAGACUCACAUCGAGACCGUCAUCAACGCACUCAAGACUGAAAGGGAUGUGAGUGUUCGCCAGAGGGCUGCUGACCUGCUCUACGCCAUGUGUGACCGUAGCAACGCCAAGCAGAUAGUUGCAGAGAUGCUCAGCUACCUGGAGACAGCCGACUAUUCCAUCAGAGAGGAGAUGGUGUUGAAGGUGGCCAUCCUGGCAGAGAAGUAUGCGGUGGACUACUCAUGGUAUGUUGACACCAUCCUUAACCUCAUCCGCAUUGCCGGGGACUACGUCAGUGAGGAGGUGUGGUACCGCGUCAUCCAGAUUGUCAUCAACCGCGACGAUGUGCAGGGCUACGCCGCCAAGACCGUCUUCGAGGCUCUACAGGCCCCAGCCUGUCAUGAGAACAUGGUGAAGGUGGGGGGGUACAUCCUGGGAGAGUUUGGAAACCUCAUUGCCGGGGACCCCCGCUCCAGCCCUCUGGUCCAGUUCAACCUGCUUCACUCUAAGUUCCACCUGUGUUCGGUGCCCACGCGCGCCCUGCUGCUCUCCGCCUACAUCAAGUUCAUCAACCUGUUCCCCGAGACCAAGGCCACGAUCCAGGAGGUGCUUCGCUCCGACAGCCAGAUCAGGAACUCUGACGUGGAGCUGCAGCAAAGGGCCGUGGAGUACCUCAAGCUCUCCUCCAUCGCCAGCACCGACGUCCUGGCUACUGUGCUGGAGGAGAUGCCUCCCUUCCCAGAGAGGGAGUCAUCCAUCUUGGCCAAGCUGAAGAAGAAGAAGGGUCCUGGUGCCGUGUCGGUAGAGCUGGAGGACGGCAAGGAGAGAGGAGAGCUCAACGGUGGAGGGGACAGGGGGGGUGACGCUGCCAUCGCAGCCUCUAACGCUUCCACCCCAUCCCCUUCAGCAGAUUUGCUUGGCCUUCGUUCGGCCGCUCCCGUUAGUGGGGCCGCUCCCAGUGCAGGCAGCCUAUUGGUUGAUGUGUUUUCAGAGGCUGGGCCUGCUGCCUCCUCUUCCGGCGCGAACGACGACUGCUUCCUGAGCGCUCUUCACGCUCCCGAGGCCUCUGACUCCCCAUUGGUGGAGGGUCCUGGUGACUCGGACUCUGCUCCCCCUUCUGCGGCCUCUGAGGAUCCUGCCCCUCCUCUGCCCGAGUCAGACGAGCUUCUCAACAAAUUUGUGUGUAAGAACAACGGUGUGUUGUUCGAGAACCAGCUGCUUCAGAUCGGCAUCAAGUCUGAGUACCGCCAGAACCUGGGGAGGAUGUAUCUGUUCUAUGGCAAUAAGACCUCGGUGCAGUUUGUCAGCUUUAGCACCACAGUCAGCUGCCCAGGGGAGCUGCAGUCUCAGCUCAACGUGCAGACUAAAACAGUGGAACCCCUAGUGGAGGGAGGAGCACAGGUGCAGCAGGUCAUCAACAUCGAGUGUCUGACUGACUUUAUUGAUGCUCCGCUGCUCAACAUCAAGUUCAGGUAUGGGGGAGCCCUGCAGAACAUUUCUCUCAAGCUGCCUGUCACCAUCAACAAGUUCUUCCAACCCACAGAGAUGGCCGCCGCAGACUUCUUCCAGCGCUGGAAACAACUCAGCCAGCCCCAGCAAGAAGCACAAAAGAUCUUCAAGGCCAGCCAUGGCAUGGACACAGAAGUGCUCAAGGCCAAGUUGCUGGGCCUGGGGACAGCCCUGUUGGAGAAUGUGGAUCCUAACCCAGAGAACUAUGUGUGUGCCGGAGUCAUCCAGACCAAGGCCCAACAGGUCGGCUGCCUGCUGAGACUGGAACCCAAUGCGCAGGCCCAGCCUGGCGAGCAGAUGUACCGGCUGACUCUGCGCAGCAGCAAGGACACUGUCUCCCAGCGUGUCUGUGACCUCCUGGCAGAACAGUUCUAAAACCCUGAGUCUAGAACCCACCCAACGCGACCCAGGCAAUCAUCAUCAUCACGCUCUAGACACCCAACACACCGAGACUAGCGUUUCAACUCCCCCCACCCACUUCAUCCCCCCCCCCACUCCCGAUCCUGAGGUUGCCAAGAACAAAGAAUCAACGAGAAGGAAAAAUACCUACAUAAGAGGGGGGAGCAGUCGUUGCCACUUACACGACUGCCCAAUCAUUGACAUUUAUCAUUAUUGUCACAAUUAUAAUUCCGAUUCUUAUUAUUAUUACUGUUUAUUAUCAUCGGCGCUACAAUUCUUUUUUUCUUCUUCUGUGUUUACCUGUGAACGUAAGUGUAUGACUGUGUGUGUUUCAGAAUCGUGCUGGUGUGUGUGUCCUGUUUGGAUGACAGCUGGUGUGUGUCCGUGCGUGUGUGAUGCAUGGGGAAGGGUGGGAAAUUCUGUGCAUCGAUUCCGCGACAUUUCAACCUUAGACUAUUCCUAGGAGUUGCAUGGGAGGACCAGUUCUACAUACACACACACACGCAUUCAUGUGUAAUACACACCCAGAUACUCUCACAUGUAGGCACAUACAUGCGUAUAUUUGUACAUGCUUAAGUGUCUGUGUAAAUUAUCUGAAUAGGGUCCUCCUUUAGUGGGAGGGAGGGGUAAAACGAAAUCACUAAAGAAAUGGGACUCUUCUAAACCCCCACCUUCACCUUAACCCCAUCUCUUCUCCACCCUCUGCUGUCCCAGACCCCCACCGGUUAUUCAUCCCAAGGGCCUCUCGGUAUAAUCCCUGAGAUAUAAUAUUCCAUAAAAUAAUUCCGGCACAUUCCCAAGUCUACAGUUCCCGCUUUAUUCCAGUGGAAAUGGCCAGUGCACUUUAGGUGGUUCCAAGAGACCUCAGUCCAUCAAUACCCCUCACACUUACCCCAUCUUUCUGGCUUGUAACCAUACUUUAUAUAUAAACUCAAAUGAUUCUGUACCUGUUCGUGGAAUAUAUAUAUAUACUUUAUAUAUAUACUUAUAUAUAUAUAAAGUAUAAUGAAUUACCCCUUUUUAUCUUUUUUUUUAUUGUCUCAUCUUUCCUUUUAUUAGUAGUGGAGUUAUUGAAGUUUUUGUAUGUUUCUUUAAUGGUGUAAUGUUGUGUUGCUUCUGUGUGUGUGUGUGUGUGUGUGUGUGUGUGUGUGUGUGUGUGUGUGUGUGUGUGUGUGUGUGUGUGUGUGUGUGUGUGUGUGUGUGUGUGUGUGUGUGUGUGUGUGUGUGUGUGUGUGUGUGUGUGAAAGGUAGUGUGUACCCCGAGAAUAGGGUAAAGGGUCAGCUAAAAGGAGAGCGAGAUAGGAGAGUAGCAGGGUAGCUGGUCUUGUUUACAAUGUUAAUCAGUCAGCGAUGAGGUUGAUACUUGACUUAAACCUGUCAUAAAUCCUACUUACCACCACAGUCAGUAUGACAACAGAUAAGGAAUUAUAAGAUGACGUAAAAACUGUUUAUUUCAGAUUAGCAAUGUUUUGAGAGCUGACAUGGGGUGUUUUACGAUGGCUUAUGAAAUGUUUAUGUCGUGCAUAAGUAAGCAUUGGGCAAGCCCCAUUGAUGGGGAGUUAGAGGGCAGUGGGCCAGUCAGUGUUCACAUGAAGAGUGAAGCGGCAGAGCAGAGGCCUAGUAUUCGUUAUUUUUUAUUUUUCCGUGUUGAAAAAAGGGAUGGGAUUGGAGAGUAGAGUGCUGCUUGAUACUGGGAUUGACUGAAAAAGAGGAGUACCUCAGAACUUGAUCUCUAAACACGCACAGGCUUGUGCACACACACAUCACAAAUACUUAAACUUGUGGUAUUACUUACUUGGGAGAAGAUUGCAAUCUGCAGAUAGAUUGAUUCUAAUCUUUGAAAACACAACCAACAACAAAGGCACUAGACGGCACUUAUCUGUAAACUCACAUUUCAGACACACGCACCCACAUGUCCAUUCUUAGAGAUGAGAGGGAGGAGGAGAGAACUCAAAAGACCAACUGUCAAUCACAACUACCGGGAUCGAGUCAUCGGGGUGGGCAUUGCGUGUGUGUGUGUUUGAGUGUGUCGGUGUACCACGUGAUAAAAAUAUCCUAAAUUAUCUUUGAGACAUGGUCAUAUUAGUUUCAGCAGGAGUCACUUAUACGUCUAACCCAUGCAGCAUUGGUGGAACAGUCUGAUCAUUGUAGUGGAAACUGUAGAAUCAGUGUGUGUGUGUGUGUGUGUGUGUGUGUGUGUGUGUGUGUGUGUGUGUGUGUGUGUGUGUGUGUGUGUGUGUGUGUGUGUGUGUGUGUGUGUGUGUGUGUGUGUGUGUGUGUGUGUGUGUGUGUGUGUGUGUGUGUGUGUGUGUGUGUGUGUGCACGUCUAUGCAGUAUCCGCUAGCUAAUGCAGCCCCGUGUAUCGGUGUUAAACCUGUGAGAUACCUGUGUUAGAUUUAAGAUUUACUCUGUACUGAAUAAUGUGAAAGUAAAACUAUGCCAUAUACUCUA